Labrus mixtus (cuckoo wrasse) is the source of this 1675-nucleotide messenger RNA. It is a transcript of the gene fgf17, whose product is annotated as fibroblast growth factor 17. Lineage: Eukaryota; Metazoa; Chordata; Actinopteri; Labriformes; Labridae. The coding region runs from base 341 to 985 and encodes 214 amino acids. Gene Ontology annotation, cellular component: cytoplasm. The record is from RefSeq and is a predicted model, not a curated record. Gene Ontology annotation, molecular function: type 2 fibroblast growth factor receptor binding; type 1 fibroblast growth factor receptor binding; growth factor activity. The transcript has 5 exons. Gene Ontology annotation, biological process: animal organ morphogenesis; positive regulation of cell population proliferation; fibroblast growth factor receptor signaling pathway.
CAGAGGGCUUUUUCAAAACCUGGACUAAACCCAAGCAGAGCAGCACGGAGCCGCACGGGGGUCCCUCACAGUCUGACUCGGGGAUGUGGGAGAACAUCUGAAAUCAGCUUCUUCUUCUUUUUAUAACAGGAUGGAUGUGGUUUUGACGCGCUGCGCGGAUCUACUGAAGUCCUCACCUCUCAGUCAGCUGGAUCAGGUUUUAGAUAAAUGUGAGGGGAUUUACUGCUAUUAAAGACUCUGCUGGUUUGGAUGGACAGGUCAGGAGAGCUGGAUUUAUUUACCGCAUCCUUGUGGGAUUUAUCUGCCUCAAGAUUCCUGAUCGGAUGAACUAAAAGGGAGGAUGUAUGGAAUAAACCAGCGCUGUAUUUACAUAUCGUUUCAUUUUUUCGUGCUGUGGUGCCAUGCUCAGGGGGAGAAUCACCCGUCUCCUAAUUUUAAGCAGUAUGUGAGGACGCAGGGCGCAGUGACGGACCAGCUGAGCCGCAGACAGGUCCGGGUGUACCAGCUCUACAGCCGCACCAGCGGGAAACACGUCCAGAUUCAGGGCAAAAGGGUCACCGCCACAGCUGAGGAUGGAAACCUGUACGCUCGUCUGUUCGUGGAGACGGACACGUUUGGCAGCCGAGUGAGGAUAAGAGGUGCAGAGAGCGGGCGCUACCUCUGCAUGAACCGGAAGGGGAAACUUGUGGGAAAGCCCAACGGCCGGAGCAGGGACUGCAUCUUCACAGAGAAAGUGCUGGAAAACAAUUACACAGCCUUCCAGAAUGCCAAGUAUGAGGGCUGGUAUGUGGCGUUCACCAGGAAAGGGAGGCCCAUCAAAGCCUCGAGGACGAGGGAGAACCAGAGAGAGGUCCACUUCAUCAAGAGGCUGCACACGGGCCCGCCUCCCUUCCCCAACACGGACCAAAGCAAACACUUUGAGUUCAUCCGAUUUCCGUCCACACGUCGCGCGAAGCGGAACAGGAAAUCACGUACCUCUUCCUAACACGCAGAGACAGCAAAGGACUGAUGACAGAACUGUGAUAUAUGGAAGAAACAGAUGCAGUUUUAUUUUUGUAUAUUUUUGAUAGGUAUAAUGUGGUUAAAAAGCCAUAAAUCUAAAGUAAUAUUGCUGUAAAAUGAUCACGUGUAAAUACUGAAAGAGAGUAAAGAAGAUGGGUUAUAUUUAAUCCUCCUUUGUGUGUGUGUGCAUGUGUGUAUGUGUUUGUGUUGACUGGUGGGAGGCUGGGAUGAGGGGCGUCAGUCACAAACUGCUGCAUAACAAAGGCCAAACUGCAUCAGAUUUAAAUCACAAGGCUGUGACAAAUACUUUCCCCAGGCUAAAAAAUCAUGCUGUCUUAAAGGCAGGGUUGGUAAUUUCCUCCAGAUCCAUUUUUUAAGAUUUUGGUUGAAAUUGUCUUUAGGUCCUGACAGAAAUUAAUAACUCAUGUGCUCUGAAAAAGGAACAAAGAAUAUCUGUCAUCUGUAUCAGUUGUAAGCCUGUAAAAACUUUGACCAAUGUCUGCCACGAGGUACCAAUCUGAUGAACCAAUCAUGAACCUCCCUGUCUCCCUGCUCGUUCUCUACCCCAUGCGUUCACUAGCCAAUACUCAAAGUGUGUCACUGAUGACAGAGUUUAUACUGGGAGUUUACUGACUGCUGAAUGAGACAACAUAGUUUCUACACAAAGCGAGCG